UCUCAGUGGUGCUGGAUGGGAUGAAAGUACGAAGACUGUCAUCAUGGAGCCUGAAUGUUUGGAUAGGUGGAUUGAGGACAAGAGCUUUAAGAAUGCUAAGCUUAGACAAUAUGUCAAUAAACCCCUGAGGCAUUAUGAUGAUCUCGCCCUUAUCAUCGGUGAUGAUCAAGCUACAGGACAAUUUGCUAGUGAUGCUUGGAAAAAGUUUAGCCGUAGUGAGACAAUAAAUCUUGGAGAUGAGAUGAACUCACCAAUGCAUUCUCCCCAAUCUACUCAAGUACACAUUUUAGAUGACGAGGACACUCCUUCGCCUAAUGAAGCACACAACACAUCAAGUUCUAAAGCUAAGUCAUCCUCCGUCAAGGAUAUUUAUAAGUCACCAUACAAUUUUUUAAGAUGCAAGCAACCUACAAUGUGCACACAUUGUACUGGAUGGCUAUUCCUCUGGGUAUUUUGUGUAGUAAGUUUUCAUGACACGUGUUUACGUUGGUGACUUUUUUACUUUUAGGCUAUGAUUAUUGGCAUAAUAUCUGAGAUUAGCAACCUGCAAUAUCUAUUGAUAUUGUACUGGAUGGCUAACAAUGAUGAUAUUUAUCAUAUAAUGAGCCCUCAGCCCUAUUCAGUUUGGUUUGCAUCAUCAAUUUAGGCUAUGAUGAUUGUCAGAUUUUCUGAGAUUAGCAACCUGCAAUAUCUAUUGAUAUUGUACUGGAUGGCUAACAAUGAUGAUAUUGACUAAAUUCUGAGCCUUCAGCCAUAAUCAGUCAUGCAACUCUUGUUGGCUUUGUGACCAUUACUUGCUGUUGUGGGUUUGCUGGUUUUGUGUUCUGUUUGGGCACUGGUUGGUUUGCUUGUUUUGUGUUCAGUUUGGUGUACUUGCUGUUGUGGGUUUGCUGAUUUUGUGUUCAGUUUGGGCACAUGCUGGUUUGAUGGUUUUGUGUUCCGUUUGGUGGACUUGUUGUUGUGGGUUUGCUGGUUUUGUGUUCAGUUUGGGCACAGGUUUAAAUGCAUCAUCUCAUCCAAUUGCACUGCGCAGAUAUAGGGAAAUGCAUUUAAUAGCAUAAUCAGUUCGGUUUAAAAGUAUUGUCGAGCGAGCGAGCUGUUGUUGGUUUGCUGGUUUUGUGUUUAGUUUGGUUAUUUUGUGUAUGUUGGUUGUGUUCAGGUUGGUUUGCAAUGUUUUGUAGACUGGUUGUAAGCCAUGUUGUGUAAAUGUUGUGCGCCACAUCAGGUUUUGUGUAGCCAUUUUGUGGCUGGGUGUGUAGCCGCAUGUUGUUACUUGAUUGUGUUCAGUUUGGUGUACUUGAUGGUGUUGGUUAUUUAUGUGUGUAGCCUGGUUGUGAGCUAGGUUGGUUUGCUGGUUUAGUAGACUGGUUGUGAGCCAUGUUGUGUAAGUGUUGUGCGCCACAUCAGGUUUGUGUAGCCAUUUUGUGGCUGGUUGUGUAGCCGCAUGUUGUUAAUUGAGUGUGUUCAGUUUGGUGUACUUGAUGGUGUUGGUUAUUUAUGUGUGUAGCCUGGUUGUGAGCCAGGUUGGUUUGCUAGUUUAGUAGACUGGUUGUGAGCCACGUUAUGUAAGUGUUGUGAGCAUGUUCAGGUUUUGGUACGUGUUGGCUUUGUCCUCUACGGCCGUUGUCUUGCAGUUAGCAAUUAGCCCUGAUGGGGUUCACAUUCUUGGUGGCUCUAGUGAUGGAAAUGCUUACAUAUGGCAGGUACGUAGGCCUGAAAGUAAUCCAAUCAUGUUGAAGGGACAUGAAGCAGAAGUUACUGCUGUAGACUGGUGCUCUUCUGACUAUGGGAAAAUAGCAACUUUAUCAGAUGACUUCAUGAUGAGUGAUGUCUCCAAUAGUUUCCUGGAAGUUAACUUCAUUACUUAAAAAAUGCUCUUAAUU
Messenger RNA from Asparagus officinalis (garden asparagus), 1883 nucleotides. RefSeq names its product denticleless protein homolog A-like. NCBI's taxonomy places the organism in Eukaryota, Viridiplantae, Streptophyta, Magnoliopsida, Asparagales, Asparagaceae. The record is from RefSeq and is a predicted model, not a curated record. Gene Ontology annotation, cellular component: nucleus. Gene Ontology annotation, molecular function: protein-macromolecule adaptor activity; protein binding. Gene Ontology annotation, biological process: proteasome-mediated ubiquitin-dependent protein catabolic process. The transcript has 6 exons. The coding region runs from base 1581 to 1868 and encodes 95 amino acids.